CUUUUUUGACAGUUCAGUAACCCAACCUAAACAAUGGCGUCUGAGGGGGACGAAAUAAUUUCUGAUCAAGAAAAAGUGCGAAUAGUUUCCGAUUUUAUAAUACAUUCGCCGCCCGGCGAGUUUAACGAGGUAUUUAAUGAUGUUAGAAAAUUGCUGGACAACGACGACCUGCUCAAAGAGGGGGCCAGCGGGGCAUUCGCCCAAUACAACAAGGACCAACUGACCCCCGUCCGAAUAGAGAAUUCUGAUCAUUGGGUACUGAUUACUGAAUACAACGAUUUAGGAAAUAAUAGGUUUUUUGAUCCCCGCUCCAAACAAAGUUUCCGUUAUGACCACCUCAGAAAAGAAGCGUCCGACUACCAAUCCUACAGCCCGGAUACAACAGCCGAACCGUGGCGGUCUGCCCUCGACACAGAAUUUAUUCAAUACACAAGAAAUCACUAUAAAGAUGGUGUAUGCAGCGUUAUAGGGCGCAGCCAAGGGGGCGUGGUCAGUUUGACAGCAUGUAUCGAGGACCAUCAGUUUCAACCCAAAAAUUUCUGGAAUGGUAGAUGGCGUAGUCAAUGGUUCAUAACCCUAAACGGUACCUCAGGUGCCGAACUACGAGGUGUCCUCAAAGUACAAGUCCACUACUAUGAAGAAGGUAACGUGCAACUGGUCAGCACCAAGGAAACAAAAGACACAGUCAGCAUUACCACUGAAGCACAAACUGUUAAAGAUAUUGUUCAGGCAAUAGAGGCUGCGGAAAAUCUUUAUCAAACUGCUAUUUCGGAGAAUUACCAUACAAUGUCUGAUACGACUUUUAAAGCUCUUAGAAGAUUAUUGCCAGUCACACGUACAAAAAUCGACUGGAACAAAAUUGUUUCCUACAGCAUCGGAAAGGAACUGAAAACUCAAUGAUCGGAUAUUGAAAAUUAAGUCAAAAGUUUAGGUUGUUUUUUUAUGACAAUUUGGGAUUAUACCUUGUGCCCGUGGUAAUUCUUGUAGGGACAAUCUAAUAUCACUUAGAAUAGAUUUCUUGAAGAAUUUUCCCACCUAGGGCACACUGUAUAAUAUUACCCUCUUCUACCAGAAAAACUAAUACUACAUUUUAAAAAAAAGUCUACUUAUUUCCUUUUCCAAUUCUUUAUAUGCCAAGUAUUAUGAAAGGAAAUAUUUAUGUCUAUACAUAUACAGAGUAUAUUUGGUUUGCAGUGAAGCUAAAUUAAAAUAGAUUUAGAGAAAAAAAUGGUGCGCUUAUGUAUAUAAUUUUAAAAAUGAGGCGUCCCGCAUUUCUGUGUAAGAACCAAUAAGUGAAGGUUGUAUUUUUCCUUUGUGGACGCCCAAUGUUUUAUCUUUUUAUCUCAUUCCUAAUAAUACUAAUCCCAUUUUUUUCUUUUAAGAUACUGGACAUUAAAUGUUCAACGUAAAAAUGUAUAUAUGGGGUAAUGAAAAUUAAAAAUGCUUCCUAUUUUCUAAAUUUGAUUUUGUGGCGCCCUGUAAAUUAAUUCGAAUUAGAUACAAACUUCAAUGCGAAUGUAUAUCUAAUUUGAAGUUGCUUAGGAAAUUUAGCUCUAAAGUCAAUUCUUUAUUGAAAAAAGCCUUAAAAGUGCUACUUUCUCGUGCAAUAUUUGGAUUAAUAAAAACAAAAUCAAAUCCUGUUGCUUUUGUAGUACUUUCGAGGCAAAACUAAAUGCAUUUUUGUUAAGCUUUUGUUUUUCUUCACUACUGAACUAACAUUAAGAAAAAAAAUAAUAUUUUAUGAAAUGCUAUUUGCAUUAUUGACUUCUUUUUUUUAUAUUGUAUAAUUUUUUUAUUAUUAUUUUAUAUAAUUAUUGCAUAAAUAGUAUUAUUCUUUAGUUUUUAUCCUUUGUUACUUUUAAAUGUUGUCAAGAAGUACUUGUUUUUUUUUUUAAUUAGCAGUUGAAAUAUUAACUGCAGGUUUGGAAAAAAAAAGGUCUUUAUUAUAGGGAAUUCUUAAACCUUUGAGGGUCAGUUUCUUUAUCAAUGGCUUAGGUUUAAUUGUUUAUAGUCAUUUAGAAGUUUGAUUUAUGCCCACUUUCUAGCAUUUUUUAUUAAAAUUAGCUACAUAGUUUUCAUAUUUCUGAUGCAUUUGUCUCAGAUCUAUAAAAGAUAUUGAACUGUAAGAGAAGAGAAGAACCACCUGGAUUGGAAUGGUUAUGAAAGUUAUGAUACAGAAACUGGCCUUAUGUGGUUUUUAUUAACUUGGGGUUGGAUAGUUUUGCGAUACCCCUUUUUUUGGAACCACACAACGCUGCCCUUUUUUAAAUAUAUUUAAAAUAAUUUAUAUUCUUGUUAGAAUCAACGUUGUAUGGGUUAUUUUUAAAAUAAAAAGAUUAAGUAACAACUUAA
Ceutorhynchus assimilis (cabbage seed weevil) is the source of this 2352-nucleotide messenger RNA. The record is from the annotation of a GenBank genome assembly. Lineage: Eukaryota; Metazoa; Arthropoda; Insecta; Coleoptera; Curculionidae.